Messenger RNA from Saccharomyces paradoxus, 1008 nucleotides. It is a transcript of the gene FDO1, whose product is annotated as Fdo1p. The record is from RefSeq and is a predicted model, not a curated record. Bases 1 to 1008 code for a protein of 335 amino acids. The transcript has a single exon. Lineage: Eukaryota; Fungi; Ascomycota; Saccharomycetes; Saccharomycetales; Saccharomycetaceae.
AUGGAAGAAAAUAAACUGAGCGGGAAUAAACCGAUUCAACUAGCUUCCUGGUCGAACCAAACGGGGUCUCCAGAAAACAAUGGUAGUGAUGUACAAAGUGUUAUUCAAAAAGCUUUGAACCUGAUCCGACAAUUAAACAAUAAUGGGCUGAUGAGCCCGAUGGAAGAAGACCAUUCGCAGCCUUCAUCUUCACAGGAGACACUUAGUGUCGAUAGAGAGAUUAAUGAACAAAGCCGUUUGCGUCUUAUCCAAACAAAAGGUAAUAAUUUACAGAAGGAAGUAGACACAUAUUCUGGCCUGGUGGAUCCUGUGUACGCCAGAGAGAAUAUGCUAACCGUUUUGCAAUCAUUAGUCUCGCAUCUGAAUCAAGCUGUCAGCCAAAUACAACAGUUAAAAUUUAAGAAUAUGAUCCUUACUUCAAACGAAAAUAAUAUACAAUCAAGGCAUGAAGUGGAAGAUAAUCUCCAGAGACAACAAUUUGAAAGAAUGAAAUGUCAAUUUUUAUUGGAACGUCAAAGUUUAAAGAACCAGUUACGAAAGCGAGAAAAUAAAAUUGUUAAAUAUAAGCAGAAGAUCAUUGAGAAGAAUAAGAAAUUAAACAAUCUUGCGAAGGUUCUUAACCAACAUGCUAUAUCAGAUACCUCUCAAAUAGAUAGUUUUAGUAGCUCCGCAAAGAAAACGCCUUCGUCGACCACAACGCCCCAAGAAACGAAGUCGGACAUGCUGAACACUUUAGGAAUAUUGGCCACACACGUCUUAAAAGAUGAAAUUGAUGAUGAUUCCGGAAAUCAAACGAUUUUACAACUGGCUGCAGGGAGUAUAAGCAACGAUUGUAACACUACGGAGUUAGAAAUUACGUGCAGUCCCGAAAUGGGGAAGACUGUUCCACACAAUCGACCAAAUACUAAAGUUGAGUUAGUUCAGAGUCCACAUGGGAAUAGGACCCUCCAAUUGCCCAAGAUGAAAAGUUUUAGUACUAUAGAUGGAAGCAUUAAAGAUAUUAAGUGA